AUGAGAACUUCUUGCUUCCUCGCUCUUCUUGCCCUAGCAUUAAUCCUUCCUCUUAUCUCCGCUGGUGAAGGAAUAAUUCCAGAACGGGAAUCUGGUACCUGGACGCCUCUAGAUCCGAAAGACCCACUUGCGAUACGGGUCGGAAAAUGGGCUGUUUCCGAGUACAACAAGAACACGACCUACAAGCUAGUGUUUCAAAACAUUGUUUCCGGUGAAGAUAUAUACGCAUCAGGCACUAUUUACAUUUUAACCCUUGCAGCUAAGAAUGAGUCAUUGCCUAGUCCUGCUGAAACUUAUAAUACUUCUGUUUGGGCUAUGUGGACAAAAACUAAAUUGUACUCGUUCCAGAAGGCUUAA
This is a messenger RNA of Argentina anserina (silverweed cinquefoil), 357 nucleotides long. RefSeq names its product cysteine proteinase inhibitor 5-like. The transcript has a single exon. The record is from RefSeq and is a predicted model, not a curated record. Gene Ontology annotation, molecular function: cysteine-type endopeptidase inhibitor activity. Lineage: Eukaryota; Viridiplantae; Streptophyta; Magnoliopsida; Rosales; Rosaceae. Bases 1 to 357 code for a protein of 118 amino acids.